Messenger RNA from Suhomyces tanzawaensis NRRL Y-17324, 1947 nucleotides. RefSeq lists its product as uncharacterized. The transcript has a single exon. Lineage: Eukaryota; Fungi; Ascomycota; Pichiomycetes; Serinales; Debaryomycetaceae. Bases 1 to 1947 code for a protein of 648 amino acids. The record is from RefSeq and is a predicted model, not a curated record.
AUGAAAUGGGAUUUGUACGAUCCAGUAACUAGAAGGGAAAUCGAAGGUAAUCGAGGCAUCUAUGAUAACUAUAAUCCAGAGCUUGGUUGUGUUGAGGUAAAUGACCCCUCAAAAAUGGUCAGAAUGUCGCCAGGUGAAAUCUACAGGGACCUGACCGAACUCAAACAUUUAAAGAUAAAUAAAUUGUCUCUCGAAGGGGUAAAAAGAUACAAGAACAAUAUCUCUACAGUUAUAACUGAUUCAGAGAAUGAAGACUUCUUGGUGGUUGCUUGCAACUCUGAGCUUGUUCUCUUUGAUUUUGACAAAACAACUUUGAUGCCAAACACUAGGCCUGUUUUGAGAUUCGAUACCAGGCCUGCGUCAACGUCUACAUCAGAUAGGCUUGUUUCAACUUGGCCUCAAUUCCCUCACACCAUUAACUUCUUAAAGUUCAACGAUAAUUUCACGGGACGACCUGUCUUAGGAGCUUGCGUGGAUGAUGGGAGUCUAUUAAUUUGGUACACUGAAACGAUUAUUAAUUUUAUAAAACGUUUUAACUUGACGAAAAGGUCACAUGUGCAAGAUGGAGGAGAUCUUUACCAGGACAAUAACAGGUUCUUCGGGCUUAAAAUAAAUCCUGACUUUAAGGUCAAGAUGGAAUCAUCUCUAUGGGGCUUGGAUUUCCUUUCAUACAAAGAUAGCAUGGGCUCUACUCAUAACUUGAUAGCUGCUUCUGACAAUUCGCAGAUGGUCACUUUCAUAUAUUACGAUACAUCUAGUGAGGAGUAUUACCAUGUCAAAACCCAUCAAGUAUUACACAACAUUCCGGAAGUUUCAUUCAUAAGUCAUGAAAUUAAAAAUAAUACUCAUGAAGUUAAAAUCUCGUGUGCUUCUAUCUCAGCAGAAUUGAUCAUCUUUAGAUUCAGAUUUCAAAUAAUAGAAGGACCGCUCAAUAUCAAUGAAGCCAAUCAUUUUACCCGAAAAGCAACUUACUAUAUUGAUCCUGCAAUGGCUCAACUUGAGCCUUCGGAGCUUGAGCUUUUGGAUAGGCUUGAUCGUGAAAGAUUUUACCGGGUUUUUUUUGUGACACCCCCGGUAAUCAGUAGAACAUUAUUGGAAGAGGACUGCUGGACAGCAAAGCCAAUUCAUUCUAAAUUUUUCCAUGAAGUUCAAUCUCUCUCGGCAGUUUUUGGAGAUCCUACUAUUAAUGAAACAGAUGAGAUUGAACAUAUCUACAACGAGUCGGUUCUUCUCGACUUGGUGUUCGAUCCCGUAAAAACGAGUCAUUUGGGUAUUGCAGCUGGCUGGCAGUUUUUUGAAUCGCGAAUCACCAGUCUUGCUGAACCUUCACAACUACAUGAAGCUAUUUCUGAGCCAGCAAAGCUCACUGGGGUUGACGAUGAAUAUAGAAGAGUAAACAAGGGUCUUUCGCGGGUUUAUAAAAGGCUUGAGCAUCGCAAAGAGGAAACCUCCAUGAAUUCAGAACUGUACAGCCUCAGAGAAAAGUAUGAUCUGCAAGCCAAAAUGUUUCUAGCUGUAUCAACAACUCGAAAACUUGGCUUAUUCCAAGCUGACACCCUUUUCUGCAAUGCUGCAACCAAGCGGGUUUUUGACUUACCCAUUCCUCAUGAUGAAAGUAAGUUCACCAACCGUAUUUCGAUUACUCACAUCAUUCCUGAACUCAGUUCUUUCAUAGCGGUGACGCAACAAGGAUUGGUUACCAUCAUGCGUUUGUGUUGUCAUAGAGGAGUGUAUGGCAUGCGCCAGGAACACCUAUUCCCCAAUGCCAUCAGCCUUGCUCUUGGCCACAAUGGGUUUAGAUCCAUCGCAGGUAUUUGUAUCCGUGACCGUUCGCCGUCCCAAGAGCUGCCACGCUUCUUGCUAUACAUUACAUACACGGAUGGGUUGGUGAUAGGUUUUGAGCUUACCAAGAGAAGAGAAGAUGAGUUGAUAAAAGUGACAUUCUGA